AGCCGACUUAAAAUCCAAGGAUUUACAAAAAUCAAAUCAUAGUGUCAUCAAAACGCAGCAGAUUUAUUAGAACUUUAACUCAUACAGCUUUUUUUCUUGACAUAUUCACAAAGGCUUUACAUGAAUUAAGCUUCUUUUUUGAGAUCACUCACACACAUACUCAUAUCAUCCUUCUCCUUCUUUCCUAUUCAUUUGCUAUUUCUGAUCUUGGGCACCUGUUAUCAAUCUUCAAUUCAAAAGAAAAAAGAAAGAAAAAACAACACAAUCCUGAAGACUAAAGGAUUUUCAUUUAUCCUCCUUAAUUAUUAGCAAACAAAUACUUGAAAGAGGCAAGACUAGGAGUAACAAGAAAAAGCAACUAAUUCCACAGAAGAUUUAUUGAAACCAAAAAUCAAUGAACAUUUCAAACACUACAAUGACAUCGGUUACAGCCAUACCAAACAACAACACUCACCCCGUAAACACUCCAAAUAACAGUACUAACAGUCACAAUAUAAACCAGUCAUGUAAAAUACCAAAAUUUAAUUUACAUGAAUCAGUUGGUAAUUACGAUUUUGAAAGUUAUUCUAGCGUAGAUCACGUCUAUCCCUUGAAUAAACGUCCUAUUAAGCAUGACUUUGAAAAAUUCACUACAUCGCAGACAAUUGAUUUCAAUGCUGAAUUAACACAAAUGAAAUUAAGUAACGUGAGGAAAUCAAUACCACACAAUUUGUUCCCCAACAAUCAAAACAAAUUAAUAGAGAAGGGAACAAAACCUUUUGACUUUAAAAAGGAAAAUGAACGGUAUAGUAAGACACUGAGUAACAACAGUAACAGUAUUAAGCAUGUAACAAGCAAUAAUAGUAAUAAUAACGGUCAAAAUAUCAUUAGUGAAGGCUUGUUUUCAUCCGGUAACUUUGUCAACACCCUAACUAUUGGUAUUACUGGAACCACUUCUUCGGUGAAUCCUGAUAAUUCUUUUCAUAACACCACACUAGCAACAGCACCUAAUCUUUUCACUAAGUCAAAGCACCAAACACCGUCAAAGGGAUUCAGUGAUCAAAUGAAGCCAAAUAUGGAGACAUUUGAUUCUAAUGCAAAUACAAAUAAUUUAUCAUUUAAUAAGACGCAUUCCUGUCGUCCACAGUUCACUAAGCGUCAACGUCGGCAAAGAACGCAUUUUACAAGUCAGCAAUUACAAGAAUUGGAGGCAACAUUUGCAAGAAAUCGUUAUCCUGAUAUGAAUUUACGUGAAGAAAUCGCCACUUGGACGGAUCUUUCAGAAAGUCGUGUUCGAGUUUGGUUCAAGAAUCGUCGUGCAAAAUGGAGGAAACGUGAGCGACAUCUAGACGCUGUAUUACGCGGAACGCUCACGAAUCCGUUUGUUCCACUAAUUCGCGCAGGAGUUGGUCAAACAUCUUGUGGAUUGGGCAGUUAUUCACUGUGUGGUACAGCCGGACAUGGUUUCCAUUCAGCAGGACAAAAUCAGAUAUCCAAUGCAAUUUUAACAUUUUCGCAACCACAAGUCAACUAUUUUCAAAAUUCUUCUGCCAAUAACUGCCGUAGCACAUACCCAUUUGUAUCUGCCUCAUAUGAUAACGUAGUUCCAAGUCUGCCGAACAGAACUAGUCCAAACCUUUUUAAUCCUCCAUUUCCUUACUUUGCUAACAAUCGGACUGAUGUAGAGGAUAUUCACAAUUAUUCGGGUGGACUAUCAGAUUCAUAUCCAUUUAAAUCUACCAGCACUACUAACAAUGGAUCCUCUUACUCAAACUCAUACUGUUCAUAUCCAAAUGGAAUGAAUCUAAAUACAGGGUUGCCAUCUGGAAUAACUAAUUCAUCCUGGAUGAAUAACUUAAAUAACUGUGAAUAUUCUAACGACAUCAGUAAUAAUACAACAUCUUCUACAGAUUUCAGUGUUGCAGCCUUUGCUGCAUCAAAUAUGUUAAAUACGUACUCAUCAGUGAUUCAUGGGAUCAAUUCGACAAACUUCCUUGGUUUGAAUUCGUCCAAAGAGGCAAGUAAUUCCUUGCCUUCAUUAUCAUCUUCAUCAUCGACACCAGCAUUUUUACCAAGCAACACAAACAGUCAGCCCGUUCAUCAACAAAUCCAUUGUUUAAAUCAAAUACAAGAUACAGGCUUAUCACAAGGGCACACAUCUUCUAGUAGUGAAAACAGUCUUAAUAGCAGUAACAGUUUUGAAACAAAUACAGUCAAAUCGUCAUCAUUAGCACAAACAAGUUUACCAGACUGGUCAGCCAUCAGUAAAUCUGUUAACACAACACAAUACAUAAACAAUACACCUUUGAUAAAAACUAGCCCAUGCGUAAAUGAUGAUGAUGGUGACGAUGAUGGUAAUCAAGACGACAGUAAAAUGUAUUCAGGUCAUUUCCCACGAGAUGGUAUAAACAGUUCCCUAAGAAAUCUGAAAGAUAAUAAGGAUUACUUGAAAGUGUCACAGGCAUGUGAAAGCAAGCCUUCAGUUUGUCAGGCGUUAUGGAGAGAUUACAACAGUAACAAUACCAUCCAUGAUUCGGAAAUGACAGAUAGUUUCAACUUUGAUAAUUUUAUUCAUCCCUUUAUAAGAAAACAUGAAACUUGUUUCAAUGCGAAUGAAGCUUCUGAAUCUAUAGAUCGUGUAAAUGUGCCUGCUGGUUUCUCAUUACCGUUUUCUUCAUCUCAAUCAUCAUCGUCUUCAUUUAUACCUUCAGUGUUAAAUUCAAUAUCUGCGAAAACAUAUGAAAAUCUUCAGUUAACUAACUCGCAUACGAAUGAAUUACUUCUAGAUAAUAAUGUUACCCGUAAAAUAAGUGAACAACCUUUAAAGUUAGAAGAACCAUUCAGUCGAUCAUUAAUUCACUAUCAACAACACCGCCAGCAAACGCGUCAACCACACGAGCAUAUGAGUGAGCCUGUACUAAUGAUGCCUAGCAAUUCAAAUAAUUUUCCAUUUCUGCCAACUGCUGCUAUGAUGGCUGCUGCUGCAGCGGUAAAAAUGAAUUCCAAUGCAUGCAACGCUACAAAUUUAAAUGAUACAAAUAGUACUCUAAACAUUACACCAAUAUCUUCAGCUAAAAUGUCAGCAGUUACACUCACAAAUCCCGCAUUGCCAAGAUGGCAAACCAACCUAGGCAAAUUAAGUUCUGUAACGGAAACCUGCGGAACGGAUACAUCAGUAUUCAUGCCAUCCGCUUCAUUGACAUCAAGUAUUCUUAGUGAUAAUCAACAGACACAAGAGAGUUAUAGAAACUCAAUGUUUACGCGGUACGUUCUGCCACAGGCUAAUUUCGAAACAAAUCAACUGUGUACUGACAAUCAAACUUCAGGUUCCAAUCUUAACCAAAUAUGUCAUUAGUCUGAGAAGCAAUAAAACAGUUUUUCGUGAAAAUGACUAUAAAUUAUUCACUUGAUUUAUUCAUAUAUAUAUAUAUUCAUCGCUUUUGCUUUUCUUCCUAAUUUCCAUUUUAAGUGUUUGUUUCCUCAAGUUGUAAGACAAAGUCAAUCUAGAAAACAGCUAAUUAAUAAGUGUAUUUUAGACUACUGACAAUAAUAUACGUUACAAAGUAAUGUUCUCUUACUUAACUUGAAAUCACCUCGUAAACAUUUCAGUCUUAAUAAAUCUUUUUUUUUUAAAAAAAACUAUGGAAAAACGACCUUAUACAUUUAUUUGUUCAUACAUCAUGAAAUGAGUGCUCUUUGAUUUAUUUCAUUUGCUGUCUGUUAAACAUUUAAAUGAAGUCAUCAUCCCUUCGGUGUAUAUGCGUAUUUUGCUUUCAAGGAAUUGCAUAUUAGAUUCAAGUGUUAAAAUGUCAAUACUUUACAUUCCAU
Trichobilharzia szidati is the source of this 3807-nucleotide messenger RNA. NCBI's taxonomy places the organism in Eukaryota, Metazoa, Platyhelminthes, Trematoda, Strigeidida, Schistosomatidae. The record is from the annotation of a GenBank genome assembly.